AUGGGAUCCCAGUUUGCGCAGGACUUUAAUCAGGAGAUCGAGCACGCGAACGAAUGCGACCAGGAGAUCGAACACACAAACGACAACGAUCAUCCGGCGGCGUCGUUGUACCUCGCCGAGCUCGAAGAAGAAGUGCAGGACGCUGACAACCGGUGGCUUCUUCCCUCUCCAGAGAUACUGACAAUCAGCCUCACCCCUUCGCCCAUCUACUACUGCUCCCCCACUCCGUCACCGUCUAUUAGCUGGAAGGCUGAGCGAGCGCUGUCUAACGAGGCUGCAGCAAGGCCAGACAUCGCCGAAGCAACGGCAUAUCAAGCUGCGCUCGACGAGAGUGUGGACGCAGUGAAGACAGAGCACAUGGAAUGCGAGGAGUGA
Molecule: messenger RNA, 375 nt
Organism: Phanerochaete carnosa HHB-10118-sp
Lineage: Eukaryota; Fungi; Basidiomycota; Agaricomycetes; Polyporales; Phanerochaetaceae
Exons: 1
Coding region: 1-375 (124 amino acids)
Source: RefSeq, a predicted model, not a curated record